This is a messenger RNA of Penicillium vulpinum, 354 nucleotides long. RefSeq names its product dTDP-D-glucose 4-6-dehydratase-like protein. Lineage: Eukaryota; Fungi; Ascomycota; Eurotiomycetes; Eurotiales; Aspergillaceae. Bases 1 to 354 code for a protein of 117 amino acids. The record is from RefSeq and is a predicted model, not a curated record. The transcript has 2 exons.
AUGCAGAAAAAGCCGCUAACAAUCCAGGGCACCGGAUUGAAUAUUCGCCGCUACCUAUACGGAGCGGAUGCAGCCGACGGCUUUGACACCUUGCUGCACAAAGGUUCCACGGACUUCACCCGUUCUCUGACUUGGAUUCCCGACCGCCCCUUCAACGGCACCGACUACUGGUUGGAUGGCCCCAAGCUAGCUGCAUUGGGAUGGCGCCAGCGUGUUUCUUUCUCGGAGGGACUUGAGGCCUCGCUCAACUGGUACCGCGAGAAUUUAGAUUCUUGGUGGCCCGAAGUCUCGGAGACUAUCAAUGGUGCGUCGACUGCGACCAAUGAGAGCCAUCUCCGUGGCCCACCAGCCUAA